AUGGUGGCGCCGAGGUGGGUGCGUCCCUCGAAUCGUGAUCGGAACACUGAAGGAUACUAUGAGACGGAAUUCCAUCGAAUGCGACAACGGGAUCCCGAAUAUUUCAAGGACUCCAUCCGCAUGAGCCCUAGAAUGUUCGAUCUACUGCUCAACAAAAUUGAACACCGUUUGGAUAAAAAAAUCCUUCCGCAGGCCGAUAUCACCCAGUUGUACUUGGCACAUGGAACUCCGGUAUCGAUUUUAUCGAGGCUUUUUAAAAUGGGUGAAUUUACCGUGAGGAGCAUCACGCUAGAAGUUUGCCAGGUACUAUGGGAUACUUUGAAGCUGGAAUACUUGCCGGUGCCCACAGAACAGGACUGGAAGAAGUAUGCAGAGGAAUACACUGAGAAAUGGAACUUUCCAAACUGCUGUGGAGCAGUUGACGGUAAGCACGUGGCUAUCCAAUGUCCUGCGAACAGCGGCUCAGUUUAUUUCAACCAUAAAGGCUUCCAUUCAAUUGUUCUGAUGGCAGUGUGCAACGCGAAGUACGAGUUCUUGAUGGUAGAUAUCGGAGGAUUUGGUGGAAAUAGUGACGGCGGUUUAUUUUCUGCCAGUGAAUUUGGGAAACGCUUGCUUCAAAACCCACCACCAAAUUAUCUACCCAACAGUGUUCUAGAAUUCCCGUUUUACAUUGUUGGAGAUGCCGCUUUCCCUCUCAAGAGGAAUCUCAUGAGGCCGUACCCGGAUAUGAAUUUGCCUAUUAUUAAAGAAAAUUUCAACACCCGCCCGAGCAUUGCCCGGAGGACCAUAGAGAAUGCAUUUGGAAUAUUGGUAGCUCGUUGGAGAAUUCUCUCCAAAACUAUCGAUUUGCAUCCCACUAAUACUGGAAAAAUAACUCAAGCCUGCGUUAUCCUGCACAAUUUUAUGAUAAGGCACACAAAUGAUUACAAUUCUGAGCGUUUCGUUGGCCAGGUCAAUAGGAACACAGGGACAGUGACAUCGGAAGGGGAGUGGCGUCCUCAUACUGACCCAUUAUGGAGCGUUACAGCAGCUGAAGUGUACCUCGGAAAUAAUUCAAGCCGAAAUGCGUACCAUCUUAGAGAUGUUUUGGCCCAAUAUGUUCUGGAUGAAUAA
Messenger RNA from Uranotaenia lowii, 1113 nucleotides. RefSeq lists its product as uncharacterized. Bases 1 to 1113 code for a protein of 370 amino acids. The record is from RefSeq and is a predicted model, not a curated record. Lineage: Eukaryota; Metazoa; Arthropoda; Insecta; Diptera; Culicidae. The transcript is spliced from 3 exons.